CGUAGCAAAGUGUGUUUGGAGGAGAUGCGAGCCCUCGCGACCACUGCACGGUAGAAGACCAGUCGAAGACGAGAUUGGAAUGAAUAGAGUGGGACGAGAUAACGCAUCCCCUUCUGCGCAUCACCGAGAAAUCUCCUCCUCUUCUUGUUUCAAUCGGUUCUUUCGGUGGGUUCGUCCUCUUUUCUCGCGUAAAAGGUUCGAUUCGGGGUGCUAGGUUUCCGUUCUUCUUCACAUUCGGGUCGUUGGAGGAGGAGGAGGAAGGGAGGGAGCAUGGGUUGGUGGGUGAGGAGUUGCCUGCAGUCGGUGCUGAAGAUGGUGAACUCUAUGAUCGGGUUGACGGGGAUGGGAAUGAUCCUCUACGCUCUGUGGAUGCUUCGCUCGUGGUACAAGCACCUGGAUGGUACCUCCUUCGGAGUCUCCGGUUCCACGCCUCCAUGGUUCAUUUACACUUUUCUUGGACUAGGCAUCUCCCUUUGUUUGAUAACAUGCGUGGGUCACAUCGCUGCUGAAACAGCUAACAGUUAUUGUCUUUCUUGUUACAUGGUAUUUGUCUUUCUAUUUAUUACAUUGGAGGCUGCAAUUACUGCAUUUAUAUUUCUGAACAGAGACUGGGAGGAGGAUUUUCCUGAGGAUCCAACGGGAGAGUUCAAUGAAUUAAAGAAUUUCGUGAAAUCAAAUUUUGAAAUGUGUGAAUGGAUAGGUUUGUUGGUUGUGGCUACACAGGCAUUAUCUAUCUUCGCGGCAAUGGUGCUUAGGGCACUUGGACCCGACAGUGGAACCGAUUGCGACAGCGAUGACGACGCCAUACCUGCUAGGCUGCCCCUUAUGAGAAACCAGGUUUAGCAAACUCAUAGGAAGGUCAAUCGAUGAAACCUUUUGCCGAUUACCAUGUGCAUCCCAUCCAAAAGAAUAUUAUAUUUUGGAUUAGGGUUGUAUCUCAGUGCUAUUAUACUGCUGCCUGUACCAUUUAUGUGGGAGUGAUCCAAACUACUGUAACUGUUGUUAGAAUUGCGAUACCAACGCAUGACUCUUCUUGACACCCGUUGCUGACACUGUGAUAGUUGUCAUGACCAUCUGAUACAUUAUUGGUACAGAAAAUACAAAAAGGUCACUUUCUUCCUUAUUGCUUCA
Molecule: messenger RNA, 1131 nt
Organism: Musa acuminata AAA Group (dessert banana)
Lineage: Eukaryota; Viridiplantae; Streptophyta; Magnoliopsida; Zingiberales; Musaceae
Product: tetraspanin-19
Exons: 6
Coding region: 271-843 (190 amino acids)
Cellular component (GO): membrane
Source: RefSeq, a predicted model, not a curated record